CCAUCAAACAUUUCCUAAUUCCAAAAGAAUGUCGAUCAUUCCAAGCUUCUUCAGUGGCCGAAGAACCAAUGUCUUCGAUCCAUUCUCCCUAGACUUAUGGGAUCCUUUAGAUGGUUUCUUAACCUCCACCCUCUCCGAUUUUCCAGCGAGUGCGCGUGAAAUUAUGUUGGCUAGAGUCGACUGGAAGGAGACGCCGGAAGUUCACAUUUUCAAGGCGGAUCUUCCGGGGUUGAAGAAGGAGGAGGUGAAGGUGGAGAUGGAGGAGGGUAGGGUGUUACAGAUAAGCGGGGAGAGAAGCCGGGAGAACGAAGAGAAGGAUGAUAAAUGGCACCGCGUAGAGCGGAGCUCUGGCAAGUUUGUGAGGAGGUUCAGGUUGCCGGAGAAUGCGAAGGUGGAUGAAGUGAAGGCUUCAAUGGAGAAUGGGGUCUUGACUGUGACUGUGCCAAAGCAGGAAAUGAAGAAGCCUGAGGUGAAAGCCAUUGAUAUCUCUGGUUAAAGCUUGAGAGAGUGUUCAUUUGUUGCUCAUGAACAAAGAGAUGCAUGGGAGGGAGGGAGAUCGUAUGAUGAAACUAUAAGUGUGUAACUUCUUUUAUUGUCAAGAAAUAAAAUAUGUGUGUUUGUUGGUGUUUUACUACAACGUAUUUACUAUUUUGUGUUAAUUUAUAUACCUUAUUAA
Molecule: messenger RNA, 676 nt
Organism: Helianthus annuus (common sunflower)
Lineage: Eukaryota; Viridiplantae; Streptophyta; Magnoliopsida; Asterales; Asteraceae
Product: 17.8 kDa class I heat shock protein
Exons: 1
Coding region: 29-496 (155 amino acids)
Biological process (GO): protein folding; response to heat; protein complex oligomerization
Source: RefSeq, a predicted model, not a curated record